This is a messenger RNA of Funneliformis mosseae, 1266 nucleotides long. The record is from the annotation of a GenBank genome assembly. NCBI's taxonomy places the organism in Eukaryota, Fungi, Glomeromycota, Glomeromycetes, Glomerales, Glomeraceae.
AUGCUGCAAUCGACUACAUCAAGAGGUCGUUCGCUUGAGAAUAGACUUGACAAACAAGCCGAAAGUCAAGAAAUUUUCAAACCUGGGACGAACUUCUCGAUCGAAAAAGAUACUACUUCUCUUCCCAAUAGUCAAAUUAGUACAGACAAUGAGUCGGAAAUGAAGAAACCAUCGGUUUCCGAAAAGGCAGAAUACCCGAAAAGCGAAAGGAAUGGUAUCAAACAUAAACCAACUAAUUCCUGGAAAAAUAAUGAAGUAGUACAAAACGGCGUUACUAAAGAGACGAAUGGAAACAAAACUCAACCUGUCCGUAGCGAUUCUCUAGACAUCAAACAUGUGGAAAAAUCUGACAGUCCAAUUUCACCAUCAACACCCAAUUAUUCAUCCGAAAUAAGUUCACAAUCAGAAUCACCUUCCAUAAUACAGGAUGAUACUAAAUCCAAAAACCUCAUAACAAUGUCUGAAGACGAAGUACCUAUAGUCGAAAAUACGGAAAACAACAGGGUUAGAAAAAGACGACGUUGGGACGUUAGAGUGGAAAACGGAAACGAAGAAAACGGUUCCAUACCUCGAGCUGAAGUACAGAAUGAUCUAAAAAUAGUCGAACAGGAUUUUGCACAGUUGAGGGAUCAGUUAUAUCGUGAGCAAAUUGAAGAAUUGGAAAAGGACAUUAAAAUGAUAAAUGAAGGGACUCAUCCGGAAUUGAUUGCUCGCAUGGAAGAAAUUGAACAAAAAAGGCGUAGACGGUUAGAAAUAGCCGAAUCAAGAAAGAAAUAUCAAGUAAUCCAUUGUCACAAACAAUAUGAAGAAGCGGAAUAUAAGGCACAAUGCGAAUUUAUGUCGGAUAAAUACGAAUCACGAAGGAAGAAGCUCGACGAUAUGGAAAGCAAAAGAUGGCAAUUGAUUAAGGAAAAGAAUUGUUUAGAUAUAUUGGGCCGAAUAGCUGUUGCUGCUUUAUCUUCAUCUUCAUCACCUAAGAUAAAUACUAUAACUGGUCCAUUUCUGGAUGGUGACAACAAUACAUUCCUUGAAGAAACAGACAGUGAUAUAUAUGCUGCAGGUGAUCGUUUCCUAUACCAUGGACAAUGGUUCGCUAAAGGUGACCAUGUUCUUAUUAGUGAUUCUACAUCAGGGCGCUAUACUGCGAAAUUUGUUGCUGCUACGGAUUCUGAGGUUGUAAUACAGCGUCCUGAUGGUUCAAAAACACGAUUACAAAUGAAUUUAUUGAAAGAAAGGAAAUAUCAAAUACAUUUAAAGGAAUCAUAG